UGACGAUCAUCGGACAUUGGCACACGCCCUGGUGAAAGCCAAAUGUUCAAGAAUGAUGGUCUGCCCAUCUCGUCAGCUCUUGCCUGCCUCCUCUUGUCUCCAGACAGGUCCCUGGAAACGUAUUCAGUCGGAAAAUGGCAUUGUCAGCAACUCGAGGUAUGGCGCUUCCUCUAUUCUCGACAAUCUUGCUUUUGACUACGGCAAACGCUCAAUUUGGUGGUUUCGGCGGCGGCAACGGCAACGGAAGCCCACCGUGGGCCAACGGGAAUGAUGGUGGCGACGACAACGACAAUGGCGGCUCCUCGUCCACUGCAGGCUCCGGUUACAUCCAAGGUGGCGUCUUCGACUCACAGGCUGAGUACAACAAAGCCAAUCGCAUACUCAUCACUCACGCCGUCCUAGCCUCACUGGUGUGGGUCAUCUUCAUCCCAUCACUUGCAAUUCUUCUUCGACUAAACAUCAAGAACCCUAUCGUCUUGCGAAUCCACGCAUUCGGCCAGGUCCUCAGCUACUUAAUUCUCAUUGUCGCAGCUGGAAUGGGAGUUUGGCUUGCGCAGCAGUUCGAGGACUACGGUGUUUGGAACAACCCUCAUCCUCGUCUGGGCCUGGCAAUCCUUGCUCUUGCCUUCUUCCAACCCAUUUUCGGCUUCGUUCAUCAUCGCCUCUACAAAAAGCGCGCGCGGAAUGUAGAAGCUGGCAGACCAACCAAGCCGCCAGGCCGGACACCAAUUGGCCGAGCUCACCUCUGGCUCGGCCGCAUACUCAUCGUUUUGGCCAUAAUCAAUGGCGGCCUGGGCAUUAGGUUGGCGUCGAAUAGCCCGUUCCAAACCGAAUCACAGACCCGAACCGCUGGCAUUGCAUACGGUGUGGUCGCUGCAAUCAUGACCCUGUUGUAUAUCGUAUUCGUGAUUGCAUUUGAGAUCCGACGAGCACGUCACCUUACUCAGGAGCAGAAGAACAGAGACGAGGCCACGGCCACGAAAAGCACUUUGCCAACCUACGACGAGAGUGAAGAGUCGGUGGGGAGGAGUAGUCGAUAUCGCUGAGGAGAGAACAUGCAGUGGUAACGGUCCGGCUUGUUACGGAUACCGAUGCAGAGGCGUAUAUUAUCUGCAGGCUUUUUGUAUGUAAAUGACGAUUAUGAUCGAGAUGAAAACUACCAUUAUGAAC
Molecule: messenger RNA, 1170 nt
Organism: Exophiala xenobiotica
Lineage: Eukaryota; Fungi; Ascomycota; Eurotiomycetes; Chaetothyriales; Herpotrichiellaceae
Exons: 1
Coding region: 135-1046 (303 amino acids)
Source: RefSeq, a predicted model, not a curated record